Messenger RNA from Bombina bombina (fire-bellied toad), 1764 nucleotides. It is a transcript of the gene DDOST, whose product is annotated as dolichyl-diphosphooligosaccharide--protein glycosyltransferase non-catalytic subunit. The record is from RefSeq and is a predicted model, not a curated record. Gene Ontology annotation, cellular component: oligosaccharyltransferase complex; endoplasmic reticulum membrane. The transcript has 11 exons. Bases 35 to 1348 code for a protein of 437 amino acids. NCBI's taxonomy places the organism in Eukaryota, Metazoa, Chordata, Amphibia, Anura, Bombinatoridae.
GACGUGGUCUGGCUGCCCCGGUGAGUAAGGAAAGAUGGCUGCUCUCCACCGUUGUGCGCUGGUCCUCCUCGCCUUGUGUCUGCUGUGCUGCACCGGUGCUCGCGCGGCUCCCCGUACCCUGGUUUUGCUGGAAAAUAUCAACCUGCGGGAGACGCAUUCGCUUUUCUUCCGUAGCCUGGCUGAUAGAGGGUUUGAACUUUCUUUCAAAACAGCUGAUGAUCCAAGCUUGUCUCUCAUUAAGUAUGGAGAGUUUUUGUAUGACAAUUUGAUUAUCUUUUCCCCCUCAGUUGAAGAUUUUGGUGGAAAUAUCAAUAUUGACACAAUCACUUCUUUCAUUGAUGGCGGUGGCAGUGUACUCGUGGCUGCAGGCUCUGAUAUUGGGGACCCACUGCGGGAAUUGGGCAGUGAGUGUGGUAUCGAGUUUGAUGAAGAGAAAACUGCCGUUAUGGAUCAUCACAACUACGACAUCUCUGACCCCGGCCAGCAUACACUUAUAGUAGCUGAUCCAGAGAAUCUUCUGAAAGCCCCAACUAUUGUGGGAAAGAAAGAAUUGAACCCCAUCCUCUUCAGGGGAGUUGGUAUGGUGGCUGAUCCUGAUAACCCUCUCGUUCUGGACAUUCUGACUGGUUCAUCUACCUCCUAUUCCUUUUUCCCUGAUAAACCAGUAACACAGUACCCACAUGCAGUAGGGAAGAACACUCUGCUGAUUGCAGGCUUGCAGGCCAGAAACAAUGCUCGUGUUGUGUUCAGUGGUUCUCUGGAUUUCUUUAGUGAUGCUUUCUUUAACUCGGCUGUGCAGAAAGCAGCUCCAGGCUCUACAAGGUUCUCAAAGACUGGCAACUAUGAGCUGGCGGAGGCCCUGUCCCGUUGGGUGUUUAAGGAGGAAGGAGUUCUGAGAGUUGGAGCAGUCACUCACCACCGUGUAGGAGAAACGUCCCCUCCAAGUGCUUACACUAUUACUGACCUAGUGGAGUACAGCAUUGUGAUUGAACAGCUUUCUGAGGGCAAGUGGGUUCCCUUUGAUGGAGAUGACAUCCAGCUGGAGUUUGUCCGUAUUGAUCCCUUUGUACGGACGUUCCUGAAGAAAAAUGGAGGAAAGUACAGCGUCCAAUUUAAGCUUCCUGACGUGUACGGUGUGUUCCAGUUCAAGGUGGAUUACAAUAGAUUGGGGUACACGCACCUUUAUUCCGCCACACAGGUGUCAGUACGUCCUCUCGAGCACACCCAGUACGAACGUUUCAUUCCUUCUGCAUUCCCAUACUAUGCCAGCGCGUUCUCUAUGAUGGCCGGACUCUUUAUCUUCAGCAUCGUUUUCCUGCACAUGCGGGAGAAGGAGAAGUCUGACUGAGGAGCUGGGAUCUCCUUUAGCAUUAACAUCAUGGCCUGAUUGGAUCGUUCCAUGUGGGGAGCUGCAUCUGGACUGGGUUCAUCUUUCACUACUUGAAAAGGAGGAUGUCACUUUGAUUUGGGAUAGUUUGGUGAAAAUAAAAUUCCAUUUUGGUGAUAAAUCUGGAGGGUGUAAAGCGUUGCUUUAUGCUGUAAUACAGGAGAGGCUCAUUUCUAAAAGGGGGACACAUAUAUGAGAAAAACAAACCAAAAAACUGUAGCAAUCGCAUCCUCUCCGCCAACAUCUUUUAACAUCGUUCUUUAUUUUUUUUUUUUUUGUGUAACUAUGGAUGUAAUUUUGUUUUUGAACUGUGAUGGGCACUUGAAGAAUAUUUUUGACCGUUUGUAAGAAAAAAAUAAAAGUGUGUGUUCCCCUGG